Verruconis gallopava is the source of this 4844-nucleotide messenger RNA. RefSeq lists its product as uncharacterized. Gene Ontology annotation, biological process: cytoplasmic stress granule assembly. Gene Ontology annotation, cellular component: cytoplasmic stress granule. Bases 592 to 3963 code for a protein of 1123 amino acids. The transcript is spliced from 6 exons. The record is from RefSeq and is a predicted model, not a curated record. NCBI's taxonomy places the organism in Eukaryota, Fungi, Ascomycota, Dothideomycetes, Venturiales, Sympoventuriaceae. Gene Ontology annotation, molecular function: RNA binding.
CAUCGCUCGAACUGAUCCAUCUCGCCUCCCCUCUCUCUUCCUCGCUCCUGCUCCUCUUCUUCUGCCACCACGGCAGCUGCUGAGACUGCAGCUGCUACGAAUCUGUCACGUUCGUAAAGCGGCUCAUUUCGCUCCAGCGUUUUGCAAUCACCUCCAUUGCUUUUUUCUUCUUUCUUUUUUUCUUUCUUCUUCUCCCAACUUCUCUCGCGCGCCGUGCAGGGCCUACCACCUGUAACAGAGCUCGUCUCCACCUUGGGGCGCAUCCAAGCCCCGAAGGAGCCCAACCGCUCCGGGCUAAGCCAAACUCCCAAACCCAAGCAAGACACACGGGCCCAGCCCUUUCCUACUUCUCCUCCUCCACCACCAUAACCUCAACUUUGCCUGGUCCCCGUCCCUUCGAGCCCGUUGGACUUUUUUUUAUUUACUUCCGCCAACCUUGAGCGCCGACUCACCGCCCCUCCAUAACGUUCUGUCUGUGAACCAGUACGCUCUCUCCUCUCCGGCCUUCUCUUCCCUCCUCUCUCGCUCCUUCCUUCUUUUCCUUUUCCGUCGUCACUGCGCCGCUGUCUCGCGCCUGCCCCGUCUGAGUUCAUGUCCAGCUCGGCCACCGCUGCCAACACGUCCAUCUCACUCGCAUCAUCCACCACCAACUUCGCCAGCAACACACGCGUUAAUUCGGCCGCUCAGUCCGUCUUGACCAAUGCAAGUGCUGCUCCGACGAAGAAGAUGACCAGCAGUGGUAGCAAGGCGGUCGAGCACCAGCACCAGCAGUCCGGGGGAACGGCUGCAACACCCAGCGCAACCAAGCCGCCAGCAUGGUCAAGAGCGAGCAUAAAUCCCGUCACUCAACGGGCGUCCGGUAGCCCCGUCCAGAAUGGCAUCAAGAGCAAUGGAACUGCCUCGUCGUCCUCCGCAUCCAAUGCUUUCAAGCCACAUGCUGCUGCUUCUGCAGCGCCCACUCCAAAGGACCCAAGCUCUGCAGAGAGACUUAUGUUUCUUUUUGCAAACUUCAAAGGUCUCAAUGCCACGCUCCUGCUUAAGAAUGGCGAUCGGUACACAGGUGUGUUCUCGAGCAUUUCAAACGGACAGUAUAUUGUGAAAAUGGCGAAAAAACUUUCUGCUCAAGGCAAGCAACCUAAUGGGGUCAAUGACGAGGCUGCCGGUGCAGGUCCUGAUAGGACCCUGGCGCUGAAUGUGCAGGACGUAGUGGACCUCGCCGUAAACGAGGUGCGCUUCGACAAGACCCAUGGCAGAGGACAGAAUGGUGCAUCAACAGGUUUCCGCACCGAUGCAGAUAUCUCGUCCGGCUGGCACGGCCGGGAACGCGAAUUGCAAAAGUGGGAGCCAGCGGAUAACGACGCCGACGUUGACCACUCUAUCGAGAACGGGAACAUUGGAGCCUGGGACCAGUUUGCUGAGCACAAGAAGAUGACGGGUCUCGAGAGCACGUAUGACGAGAGUAACUACACAACUACACUUGACAGGUCGCGACCCGGUUUUGAAGAAGCCGUUCGUAAGGCGGACCAGAUUGCACGCGAGAUUGAGAGCUCGAGCACGACUAAUGCCCAUGUCGCUGAGGAGCGUGGAGUCAAGGGCAUUGAUGACAGCGGUCUAGACGAAGAAGACAAAUACAGCGGUGUCCAGAGAGAAUUUAAGCCCCUGGCUUCUGGAGGUCCUAACAGAUACACGCCGCCAGCAAUGCGCGCACCUACUGGCCAGCCCACGGUACCUGGUGCACCCGUCGACCCUGCAAUUAUAUCGUCCGCUUUUGCGGAUUCUUCGAAGAGCACUAAGCCGUCUGCCACUGGUUCUACAAAGAACAAGAUCGAAGAGACACCAACAGCGAAGUCUGAGCAGACAAAGGAUACGGCGGCGGAAAAAGAGGUUGCUGCUGUCCCUGCUACUUCUACGACUAAGCCUGCUGCUGCUCCUGCAGUAGCCGCGACAUCGGUGAACUCAACAACCACUAGUGCGACUGCCGCCACCACUCCUGCACCCGUCACGGUUUCUACUACCUCUGAGAAGACGACUGCUGAGAAGCCGGUCACAGCUCCAGCACCAGCUUCCACUAAACCCUCUGUACCGGCACCACUGCCAUCGACGCGCUUGCCCAAUAAAGAAGGCAGCGCAACUGCCACCGUCGAGAAGGACGUGCAUGAGGCUUUCAAGGAGUUCAACAAGUCGGAGAAACUACGCGUGCAAGAGCAUCAGCGCAGCCUUGCCAGACGUGACAAGGCUGUCAAGUUGAACGAUCUGAAGAAAUUUGCUCAGAACUUCAAGUUGCAUACGGAAGUUCCCGCUGACCUACUUCCCAUCCUUGCCAGGGACGAGAAGAAGCAACGCGAGAUCAAGGAAAAGGCCAAGAGAAACGCCGAGGACACAAAAUCUACGCCACCUCGGUCAACAGCCACAUCCGUCUCUGCUACGCCGUCGGACGCGAAGACGAAGCCUAUCACAACCAGCAAGAACGACUCGGGACCUACUUCGCCCCUUGUGUCGAAUGACAGGCAGCCUCAGCAACGCAGCAGGCAAUCAUCAACCAACAUGGUCAGCUUGGGCAAAGGUGUCCCGCAACACAUACAAGGCGCUGGACCGGCUCCUGGGGGACACAGGCAGCACGGAAAUCUGGGUCCACGGCUAGCAAUGAACGCGCAGAAUAGAGGAGUUAUGCCACAGCAGCAGCUGCCGCAACAUCCUAUGCCCAUCCCAGACCCACGCAUGACGCAGACCGGCAUCACGAGCCCGACGACAGCGUUGCGCUUCGAUCCGUCCAAAUCUUUUGUGCCCUCAAAGCCGUUCGUACCCGGUGGAUCAAACGCAAGUUCCGGCUCCAGUCCUGUGCGUCCCAUCUCCAGUCAACCGGUCGAGCCCAAAGCGCCGACACCAGGAAACUUGUUUGAAGGGCGUACAGAAGGCAGGAAGGGCCCAAUUCCAGAUUCAGAGCGCGUUUCACUUGAUAAUUACUUCAAUCCGAUCCCUACGCUCAAGAAGGAGCACGAGGCUAGCCUUCUGGAAGCAAAACGUGCAGAGCUGCCCAACGUCGGAUUGCCACCCUCUUACAAGACGAAGCCUACGUGGGAGGACCUCGUCCCCGAUGACAACAAAGAGAAGACAUACAAGGCCAUGUUUCCUAACUCGCUCAAGCCCGCCGCCUCGCCACAGCAGCAUAUCGGACCGAAUCAGUUCCAGCAUCAGCUUCCGUAUGGCGGGGCAGUCCAUCACGCUGGCUUUGUGCCCCAAGUGCCUGCGAACCAGACGCCGAGACACAUGGUUGCUCAGCCGCACCACGCUGGCGGGCCAGGGACCCCACAGCAUCAUUUCGACGAGGCACAGCGUAUGCACUUCUCGCACUCGGCAUCGUCAGUCCAUCCCUCGCCACGGCCGAUGCAGCCUUUCGUGUACAAUCCGCAAGCUGGACCACCAGGGCAGUUCCCUGCGCAAAUGGUGUACGGUACGUCGCCGAGCGGCGGUUACGGAAUGGUCGCUCGUCAGUUGUCGAACAAUCCUCAGUUCCACGCGCAGCCGCCCCAGAUGGUCGCAGCGGCGCCAGGUGGUCCGCCUGCCAUGUAUGUCCAAGGUAUGCCUGCCGGGUACAUGAUGCCCGCUGGCGCCCAGGCAUUCUUCCCCCAUGGUGGACACAUGGCGCCACAGCCGGGCGCAAGUGGAUUCCCUAGCCCUGCGAAUCGUCCGGCGAUGAUGGCGCCGCAAGGGUCGCAAAGCGGCCAUAAUACACCACAGGUCAUUGCUCCCUACUUUCCCGGCCAGGCCGGGCCCGGGCAACCAAUGCGCUAUGGCGUUCCCCCCCAGCAUCACCAGUAUCCCGGCAACCCACAACACUUCCCCCAGCAUGUCAUGAGGGGCGGGCCUAGCGGCUCAUAUCCGCAGCCAAUGAUGAGCGCGCCACAGGCCAUGAUUAUGCAGCCAGGACAGAUGGCUCCUGAAAGCGGCGAAGAUGGCAAGUAAUAAAUAUAGGAGCGCUUGUGAAACUGGACCUUUUUGACCUGAAUUACUAUCACGAGCACAAAGUGCGUCGGGGCUGGAAACUGCUCUCGGCGACUUUUUUUUCUUUUGGACGAUGUGCGCAGGCGUCGACAUGCGUACAGACAAGGACAUAUGGUGUGUGGCAUGCACCCAUUCCCUCUGAAUCUAGGUUUGGAUCGCUUGAAAGGCUGACGGUGCUGAGUGGAUAGCGGGCGCUCGACCAAGCACGAAUAUUCUAUGCGGACAUACCCCAGCGAAUGAGUGAACGAGCGAGCGAGCGCGCGCGCGCGCGCGCGCGCGAGAGAGAGAGAGAGAGAGAGAGAGAGAAGACUGGAUACACAUUCUGAACGUGCAAGCGGGCGACAAGGAGAAAAACUUUGUCAAGUCCAGAGGCAGUUCGCCCGCGGUGAGGGAUGAUGGUCGGCAAACGUAGAAAGACCAUACCUUACAACAAACCUACCUACCACCUAUGGCUACGUCGACAAGUGAGAUACAUAUGCACGAGUGGGGCUAUAGCAUCAAAGCACAGUUUAGGUAAACAGAAGGUUCAAAAGCUCUUUGAAAAUGUGCGCUAUAAACUCUCUCCUCUCGAACGGGUGAGGUCGCAAACGUCGUGUUUAUCCAGGUGCUGCGAGAUGGAAAAGUCCUCCGAAAGGUCAAGCAGGGUCGAAUGGGAUGCCAGAGUGUGUUUUGCGAGGGAGCACCGCAUUUCAGCGGGAUGAGAACAAAAGAGAAAGGGCGUUGUUGAAUGUGGCUCAUGUGUAAGCUACUCAGACUGGUGGCAAUGGUCGUAAUUUUUCCCAGCUUUCUCUUGACUUCCGUCCGUGUGAAAGAUGCAACAAUUCGUCUGGGGAUAUCCGAGU